This is a messenger RNA of Melanaphis sacchari, 1784 nucleotides long. RefSeq names its product hemicentin-2-like. The coding region runs from base 662 to 1588 and encodes 308 amino acids. Gene Ontology annotation, biological process: synapse organization. Gene Ontology annotation, cellular component: neuron projection membrane. The transcript has 9 exons. The record is from RefSeq and is a predicted model, not a curated record. NCBI's taxonomy places the organism in Eukaryota, Metazoa, Arthropoda, Insecta, Hemiptera, Aphididae.
CGUCGGUCAGGUCGGGCAUUACGCGUGUUUGUCGACAAGUACACCGUUUUAUCGUCUGCUCUACUUGGCAUACACUAUAAUAUAAUACUAUAUAAUACCAAACAGUUAUCACCCAUCGCCGCCGAACGGUUGUUUUUUUUUUUUUUUUUACGUCAUCUUGCGUUUUUUAAUUUUUUUUUUUUGUGCUUUACCGCUUUUUUUUUGUGCAUCCAUUCUGCGUGUUAUCGGUGUCUGCGUAUUUGUGCGCGUGUAUGUUUCGAAAGAGUGGUGAUAUACGACCGCGAGUGAUUGCCACUGCAAUAUAGAACUAAAUCAAUUCGUAUAGGAAAAUUAUACCAUUUUGUUGAUUGCUAUUACGCAAGUGCUUUAACGGUGAGUGUGUUUCCGUGUUAUACGUGUAAUCGUGCGCGCGUUUAACCGAAUACUGUGAUACGAUACUAUUACAGUCGUGUCGGAGACAUUCUGCAGCCACCACAUCAUCACCAGCUCAAGUCCAGUGAAAUGAUAAAUAGCAGUUUCGGCUGAAUCCAGUCUACUUGUUCCAUUUUAUUAUAAGGUCCAAUCUCAUUACAAACAAAAUAUACAUUUAAAAAUUAAAACCAGCAGAAAAUCAUUAAUCUGAUACUGUAGGACCAGCAGUGUUGACACACAACGUAUAAGAAUGGUGGUGACAUAUGGUUGCCAAUCCCAUGGACAUCAUCAAAAGUUUAUUGCAUUAUUGAUACUGUGCUUUUUGGAUUGCGGUCAAGGUGAUGGUAAAGAAAAGCGAGAAAUAUCCAGUCCAAAAAGUAAAAAUGGACAACCAGGAGGAACUGGUCACUCAGAAUGGCAACAAUUAUGGUAUUCAAGCGUCGAUGAGUUUCAAAAGCUCACGGAGCCACUUUUGGACAAUACCACUGAAACUAACCUCACCGUCCCGUUAGGUAGCACAGCUUACCUUCAUUGUCGUGUUAGAAAUUUGGGAGAGCGAACGAUAUCAUGGGUUCGCCGCAGGGAUUGGCACAUCUUGACUUCGGGCAUGUUCACAUACACAAAUGACGAGAGGUUUACCGUGUUGCAUGCUGAAGGUUCGGAUGAUUGGACACUGAAAAUAAAAUACGUGCAGAAAAGAGACAACGGCACGUAUGAGUGUCAGAUAUCUACUGGAACAGGCAUAAUGUCCUCGUUCAUCAACGUCCACAUCGUUGUUCCUGAAGUGCACAUCGAUGGACCAAGAGAACUUCACGUAGAUAUGGGUAGCAUAAUCAAUCUUCUUUGUAUCAUCGAAAAAAGUCCUCAGCCUCCGCAAUACGUGUUUUGGUAUCAUAAUGAAAAAAUGAUCAACUACGACAAUAUCAGAGGUGGUAUUGUAGUCAAUACAGAAAAUGGUGGUCGUAGUACCAGCAGGUUGACCAUCCAUGACGUAAUUGACACGGACAGUGGUAAUUACACAUGUGAAACUGCAAAUGCCGAACAAGCUUAUGUUUAUGUUUUUGUAUCUGAAGGAGACACUAUGGCUGCCAUAUCACGCAGAAAGUCCACAGCUUCAGGAAUCGAAGUGAUGCUAUGGUUUGUUGCAUUGCCACUAAUGGUUAUAUCCGUUAGAUAAGGGAAAAUGAUUCUACUGUGUAAGUAAUCAAAACUAUAUGUAUGUAUUUUAUCUUUGUAAAAAGUAUAAUUAUUAUAACUAUAAUUAUUGUUAAAUAUGCAUAAAGAUGUUUUUGUUUACUCCUGUCUUAUUUCAAUUACCAGAAUUAAGUAAUAUAAUAACUUUGGAAUAAAAUUUAGAAUUUAGCCAAUUAUUA